Molecule: messenger RNA, 1580 nt
Organism: Physcomitrium patens
Lineage: Eukaryota; Viridiplantae; Streptophyta; Bryopsida; Funariales; Funariaceae
Source: RefSeq, a predicted model, not a curated record
GACACCGUCAACAAUGCCCCAUACUGGACUUCUAUUUCCAUUGGCAGCACUGUUCCGCUGUUGCCAAUUUCUUUACUUUUAUUUCCCGAGACAAUAUGGUAAUCAGGUCUGCGGGGUCUAGAUAUUAGAUCGGCAUCCGUCCUCUUGAUUUGUAUUAACUACAGCUUGAUUUUUCGGUGGUACCUUGAACUGAACGACAGCUUCGUUUGUGUACGAUUCUGGGUGUGUGCCGUGGUCCUGGAUUCGGAGAAUUAGAGUAGCAUCUCCUUGAGAUCCUGUUUGUGGGUUGGAGUGUGUAUUUACGCUGUUCAGCUUGCUUUCAUGAAAUGGGCCUGUUCCUAGAUAGGUGUAAGAGUAGAAGGUCGGGAGGAACAGAUCCAGUGUCCAAAGGUCCGUGGACGGAGGCUGAAGAUAAGAUCCUUACUGAGUGUGUCGAGAAAUACGGGGAUCGGUGUUGGCGACAGAUACCUAAGCAUGGAGGGCUGCUGAGAGAUGGGAAGAGCUGUAGGCUUCGAUGGAAGAACUAUCUCAAGCCUGGCCUCAAACGGGGGAAAUUCUCUAAGGACGAGGAUGAGUUUAUCAUUACACUGCACGCUCUCCUGGGAAACAGGUGGUCAUUAAUCGCUGGCCGCAUUCCCGGUCGGACGGACAAUGAGAUUAAAAACCACUGGAAUACGCACCUGAAAAAAAGACUCCGAGAGAUGGGCAUCGACCAUGAGAAUCACAGUGUAGGCCUGAAACUAAGCUCCGACUCUGACGGAUCUCUAGACGCGGAGGAAUCUAAGGGUAAGAAUGUUGAGGACCAGAGAGGCUGGCCCAGCCCUUCAUUUGACGACAUUGCUCAAUGCGCUGACAAUCUGUAUACAAAUCCGCAGAAUGUAGACCCACUUCCACAGGAAUUCUUAAGCCCAGGCGACUCGUUAUUGCAUUGCCAAUUUGACACAGGUUUGGAAUUUGAGAGCACCUUCAAUUGUCAAGUAGAUCAAGGCCCCUACACAGAUGACCCUUGCAGCAGUGCGAGCUGCACAUAUGAUAACGGCUUGUCGGGAUUGGAGCAACCGUGUCCCAAGCUCCCUCAAUCAGAAAAUUCAUUAGAUUUUAAUUUAGAAAAAUCACUUGGGUCAAGUUUCAAAACUUAUCCUUCACCUACGGAUAGAUUGGCAUUCGAUAUGAUGGAUUAUCUACCAUUAAGCUUAAUGGGCCUCUCAGGAUUUGCUGAGGAAUCACCUCACGAGGACGACGUCUCCGGUCCCUUAUGGACAUCUAUCCAACUUUUUGAUCAUAGCUAGCCAGUCGAACCACAGAAUUUUUCCAUGCAAGAACCGACGAAUCUCACCUAGAAUAAUUUUUAGUCCGCGUCUAUAGUUCGUAUUAAAAUACAUUAACGAAACCACGAGCGAAUAGACAUUCCUUCCAAUUACACAAAACAGGCUUUGCUAGAAAGAUGGUACAACUCCAAUACUCUGAUUUGUUUAUUGUCAUUUCUUUGCCACAAAAAAAAUUGUAAAAGAAAUGUAAGCACAUUACGGCUGAAUAACAAAAUAAUCUACAGCCAGACUAUUAAAUCUGGCCUGUCUCCA